This is a messenger RNA of Brienomyrus brachyistius, 4739 nucleotides long. RefSeq names its product melanocyte inducing transcription factor a (gene mitfa). Gene Ontology annotation, biological process: melanocyte differentiation; regulation of transcription by RNA polymerase II. The coding region runs from base 113 to 1630 and encodes 505 amino acids. Gene Ontology annotation, molecular function: protein dimerization activity; DNA-binding transcription factor activity, RNA polymerase II-specific; RNA polymerase II cis-regulatory region sequence-specific DNA binding. The record is from RefSeq and is a predicted model, not a curated record. NCBI's taxonomy places the organism in Eukaryota, Metazoa, Chordata, Actinopteri, Osteoglossiformes, Mormyridae. Gene Ontology annotation, cellular component: nucleus. The transcript has 10 exons.
GACACGGCGUAGCAAUCUAACGCCUGGUACUGCGAGCUUGACACUUGCAACAUUUGUUACCUAACAUUUAAAAUCGGCAUCGGCGAAACUUUUCACUUUGACAGCGGCAAGGAUGCAAUCCGAAUCGGGGAUCGUAGCAGACUUUGAAGUGGGUGAGGACUUUCAGGAGGAGCCAAAGACGUACUACGAGCUGAAAAGUCAGCCUCUGAACAGCAGUAAUCCGUCACAGCAGCACGGCUCCCACACGACAUCAGCCGUGACGUCACGCGUCUCACUCCGGCAGCAGCUGAUGCGGGAACAGCUGCGGGAACAGGAGCGGCGAGAGCAGCAGCGCGCCUCGCGUUACCUGCAGCGGCAGCCGCGCAGCAUCCCCAGCACCCAGACGCCUGCCAUCGACGUCAGCGCCGCACCUGGCCUGCCAGCCGGCGCCCAGGUACCCAUGGAGGUGCUGAAGGUGCAGACCCACCUGGAGAACCCCACCAAGUACCACAUCCAGCAGGCCCAGCGGCAGCAGGUCAAGCAGUACCUGUCCACCACGCUGGGAGGCAAGCUGAAUAGCCAGGCUGCCAGUUUCCCGUGCCCAAGCCAGCCUCCGGGACCUGGAGGCAGUGCCCCCAACAGCCCAAUGGCCCUGCUGACACUCAGCUCCAACUGCGAGAAGGAGAUGGAUGAUGUAAUUGACGACAUAAUUAGCUUGGAAUCCAGUUACAAUGAGGACCUUCUGGGACUGAUGGACCCGGCUCUCCAGAUGACCAAUACGCUUCCGGUGUCUGCUAACCUCCUGGACGUCUACAGUGCCCAGACACUGCCCUCACACUCCCUCCCCGUCAGUAACUCUUGUCCAGCCAAUUUGCCCAACAUCAAAAGGGAAUUUUCAGCUCCAGCCACGAUGCCCCUACUGGACAAGCCUGGGACCUGGGUCAGCUAUGAAAUGUCCGAAGGCUUUCCAGUGGAGGCCGAGGUGAGAGCUCUCGCCAAGGAGAGACAAAAGAAGGACAAUCACAACUUAAUCGAAAGAAGAAGAAGAUUCAACAUAAAUGAUCGAAUCAAAGAGCUGGGAACCUUAAUUCCGAAAUCUAACGAUCCGGAUAUGAGGUGGAACAAAGGCACCAUCCUCAAGGCUUCUGUGGAUUACAUCCGGAAGCUGCAGAGGGAGCAGCAGCGGUCCAAGGACCUCGAGAAUCGUCAGAAGAGGCUGGAACAUGCCAACAGACACCUGAUGCUGCGGAUCCAAGAGCUGGAGAUGCAGGCCCGCGCUCAUGGCCUGGCACUGCUGUCCCCAACGGCACUCUGCCCCUCAGAACUUGCAGGGCGGGUCAUCAAGCAGGAGCCGGUCCUGGGAGACUGCCUUCGGGACCCGUACCCCCACCCUCAGCAUGCGCCGGACAUGUCCCGGCCCACCACACUGGACCUCACCGAUGGCACCAUCACCUACAGCGACGGCCACGGCGAGCUGGGCGAGCCAGCACCCUACGCCCGUCCCCCAAAAGGGGCCUCCAAGCUGGACGACACCCUGAUGGACGGCAGCCUGUCGCCGGUCAGGGCGGGCGACCCCCUGCUCUCCUCCGUCUCCCCUGGGGCGUCUAACGACAGCAGCCGAAGGAGCAGCAUGAGCAUGGAGGAGAAUUAGCAUGCUUGCUAGCGCCACCUUGUGGCGAGAUGACUCUCUGCACACAGCAGAUCUGAAGUGCUUCCUGCAAAAGGUAAGCUAGGUGGAGGAUCUGGUUUUUCUUUUCUCACAGAUGAAAUAUGCUUGUUCUCUUUUGUAGGUUUUUUUUAUAAAUUAAUUGAAGUUUUACUUUGGUUUACUUCCUGCUAGGACGUUAUUUGGCAGUCGAACCAGGCUGAAUUACAGUCAGUGUUUAAGAAAGGAUUCUUUUGAGUAAACUUUAAUGGUCUGUGUUUGUGGUAUCGCACGUUGCUUAGCUACGUUAAAUGAGCAGGGGUGAACGUGGCAAAGAGGGAUUUAUAAACAUCUGCUGAAUAUUUUGCUAGGCAACGCAGAUCAGUCACCCUACAGAGUCUGAUCCAUUGUAUUCAACGGCAAUAACUGAAAAAUUGACAUCUCUUGAAUAUUGGUGGUUUUUGCCAUCAGUAUCUGCUGACACAUGAUCUGUAUUAAUGAAUUAAUUGAUACCAGAAUCGUGGUCUUUUCCGAAUGCCUUAAAACAUGUUAAUGCUGCCCUUUUCUAACAUCUAUGAAUGAUUUUAUUUACUGUUUAUUUUGCUUUUAAUGGUACCUAAUGCAAUGUGGGAUUUUUUUCAGGUAAAAAAAAAACAAUAAUCCAUUACGUUCAUUUCUUUAUUCUGAAUCAAAGUUACUGUCGGUUCUAAAGUGUGUAAAAAUGUUUGGAAAACAUUUUCUGCACUUUAUAUCGAUUCUGAUUCCUCAAUCCCAGACCAUAAGCCAAGUUGCUAGGCUGUUGGCCAUUUUCCCUCUGAAAUCGUGUAUUUUAAAUCUUCUUAAUCUUUAUUUGCAUAUCUAAAUAUCAAGAUAGAAUUACCAAAAGAUUCACAAGCUUAUAUGCAGCCCUAACACUAUAGAGCACACAAAUAGGCACACUUACAAGCACACUUACAAGCAGACUAACAAGCACAGUAAUGCCUGUAGGGGAGUGGUUUACUUACAUUAUGCACAGUGGUGUGCACCCACAUUAGGUCCCUUGAAGACAGUGUGUAGUCACUGCGUUUUGCUGCUUGUGGGCGCAGUAAUGCAAACUUAAUGCUGAUAUAUGCAAGCCCAUGAUGAAGUGACUUGGAGGUGGUCAGAUGUGUGUGAAUAAAGCAGUAUGUUACCUCCAGGAUUGUCCAAGAAAAUGGUUGUCACUCAUUUUACAAAGAUACAUUUUAAAUUCCAUACAGUCAUAUAUUCAUGCAUUAAUCUAAUUUUAAAUGAAUUUGCACAAAUAAUAUAGUAUAGGUGGCAGCACUGUGAGCUCACACUUCCAGGGCAGUGGGUUUGAGCCCCGGCUCUGUGCUUGUAGAGUUUACCCGUUCUCUCUAUGGUACAUGGCAUUAUGCCUACAUGCGUUUGGUGAACUGGAGACUCUAACUUGCCUGUAGUGUGUGUUUGAACUGACGCAGACGCAGACUUCCUGAAAGCGUCCGGACAGUUACUGCAGUAAAUCCAGCCCCCGGAUGCCACAGAUUCCCCUGAGAAAAGGGUGUAUUUAUUUGGUGCUUCUGCUCCAAACAUUACAAUGGUUUCUAUCCCACAAUCCUUUGAUCUGCAUGCUCCGCUAUACUGGUUACCAUGCUGUAACUUUUUAUUUAAGUUUUAUUUUUUUCAACUGUAUGAAACUUUAUAUUAACGUGACAUAUAGGGCCGAGGUAUGGUGUUUAACAGGGUUUUCGAUUGCUUGAAGAAACUAUGAAGGAUAUUUAAUGUGAACUGGACACAUUGACAAAAAUAUUUUGAAUAUUUUAACAAUAUUCGGUGUAUCCACCAAUAUAGCGUCUUAUGAUUGACUAGUAGUUAUUAAAAAAAAAAAGCUUUACUGUUACACUUCUAGUGUUUUAUCCCUGUACAACUGUAGCAAAGUACUCUGGCGUACUGUACUUAGAAUUGCACCUCUAUGACCGUAGCAUCGAGUAUCUGAAAUGAAAUCUAGAUCUGUAUUGAGACUUGUGGGAAGAAGACUUCUCUAGAUAAGUAUUAUGUAAUAUGUGUAAGUGUUACAGUCUCAGUGCAUUGCCUACUCUAUAAAAGUGUAGAUCUAUGCAAUUACGGUACUCUGUUUGUAAAUAGUACUCUUGCCUGUGUUUUACAUGAAGGAGCCACACUGCAGUCAGUUACUAGUUUAAUGAAGUUGUAAUGAAACAGAAGGAGUUGAGAAUGAGGUGCCUUACAUUUCAGGAACUGAUCUUGUUAUUUUUUUAAUCUGUACUGAUGGAAGUAUGUAAGCAGAUCUUCCCCUAGUGGGUUUUGGAAGUUGGUUGCAGUGUCUUUACCGAGCCGCGUUGUGUUUUGUUUCUGAUGUGUUGGUGAGCCAAAAUGCUGUGUGAUUCUACGGGAAGAGGACCGCAGGUCUUCCAGGAAUAAAAACAUGCAUUUUCUGUACGUGAUUUCUGAAAUGCACCCCCAACCCUCCCCCCCACUUGAAGGCGGGGGCUCUUUAUUGCGGGGCCCCUCCUAGACGCACACCCCAGGGGCCUUGCGGACUACGCCACAGUAGCACUUUCCCAAGGUAAAUGCAGCCUUAACGCGAUUAAAACGCCCACCUCCUUUUCCAAGUCCGGUUUGUUGUUUUCCGCGAACGCCAAAAUGUUGCCAAAAUGUUGCCAAAAUGUUGCCAAAAUGUCAUUUCCAAACUCCAUGCAGACGUCCUCAGCUGAUUGUUUUAUUAUACUAUGCACCCUCUUUGUCUCUUUCCAUGGACUUUUAUUAGUGAUUUUUUUUUAAUUUUUUUUUGCGUUUUUGAAGUUCCAGCAAUCUGAGGCCAUUGGUCAAGCACAUGCAAUGUGUCUUUCCAGGGGUUUGCCCCCCUCCCCCACUCCUCUCCUCCUCCAAACCAGCAAUGCACUGGAGGGAGGUGUCACCGCUCAGAGCCAGCACCGCUUGCUUCUGAUCGCCAGGUGGCGCUCUCGCACUGUCUCUGCUGAGACGCUCUGUACUGUAAUGGUGAUAGCCCGCUGGGGUCACCCACGCUGGUGUAUCGCUCACCAUCCCUACCUUAAUGUGUGAUCAUGAAGCUGAACGUGGUGAUGUUGUCAUGAUGGAAAAAAUAAAGUACAUGGUC